Musa acuminata subsp. malaccensis (wild Malaysian banana) is the source of this 826-nucleotide messenger RNA. Lineage: Eukaryota; Viridiplantae; Streptophyta; Magnoliopsida; Zingiberales; Musaceae. The record is from RefSeq and is a predicted model, not a curated record.
AACACUAUAAGAAGCUCAAGAAGACUGUUCUAUCUCCCCGUAUUACUCCCGCGCCUUGUUAUUGUUGUGUUUGCCUUCUCAUUCCAAGCAACAACAAGAGAAGGGAGAAGAGAUCACAGCAAGGUACGAUGAAAGGAAAAGAAGGUCCAUCUUCUUCGCCACUUACGGCAGUUGCCUGCUGCAUGUGCGGCGAUCCCGGGAUAUCUGAUGAGCUUUUUCGGUGCAAAAUCUGCCAUUUUAGACUUCAACACAAAUACUGCAGCAAUCUCUACCCAAAAAUCAAGCAUUACAGCUCUUGCAAUUGGUGCUUAAGAGAGGGAGGAGGGAACUCUGCUGUUCAAGAAUCCACCAUGGAUCAAAGCCAUUCUCUCUCGUCCUCCUCUGAUCUUGCAGCUGGUGCAGGUUUCGGAGUUAAGUUCCAUCGAGAUGUCUCUGCAACACAUCUCAAGACUCUCAACAAGACUGUCAAGAAACGCCGAACGACUGCGAGGCUGUCACCGCCGGCUGUGAUUGAGAAAUCGCAAUCAGACUUGCCCUCGUUGAGUUCCAGCAGACCGAAGCAAGCCUUUAGAAGUAAGAUUAGGAAGUUUAAGCUUUUGGAAGAGGUAUGCAGCUAAACAUAUACAGCUACUCAUGUACAUGUGCACUACCUGGAAGCUCCAUACCAUCCUGGUUUUCUUCCGGUUGAGAGACAUAGAAAGAGGAUUGUAAAACACAAGUUCUGCGAGUCAAUGAUGACCUAUACAUAAAUAUUAUGGCAAUGGUAACACUACUGUUGUAAUGAGGCGUUGCUGAGGAAGAACUACCCUCUUUACUGAACUCUAAU